AAGCCGCGACACUCAAUGCCCUUCAUGGCUUUGGUACAGUCAGGUAAAUUCAAAUGUGGAGGAAUAUUAAUUGAUCCACAGUGGGUCCUGACAGCUGCACACUGUGAAAAAGUUAUUUGGCCUACUGUGCUCCUGGGAGUGCACUCCAUCAAAGAUGAAAAAAAAGAAAAGAAGUACCGUCAGAUCCGUAAGGUGACGAGACGGAUACCUCAUCCCUCCUUUAACAAGGCAAGCGGAGACAAUGACCUUAUGUUACUCAAGCUGGACAAACCAGUGAAGCAAACCAAGUGGGUCCGCGUUCACCAGCUGAAUAAUGUUGUGAAACUGCCAGCAGUCGGUGACAUCUGUCAAGUGGCUGGAUGGGGAGCAACCAGCAAAAAUGGUAAAAACUACUCAGACGUUCUGAUGGCUGCUAAUGUAGCUGUAAUUGACAGAAGGAAGUGUAACUCUAAAAAACAUUACAACCAUAAACCUUUAAUUACAACGAACAUGAUAUGUGCCGGGCCCAAUGGAAAAAGCAAGGCUGACACCUGUGCGGGGGAUUCAGGGGGACCAAUAUUGUGCAAAGGAGUUCUUGUCGGAGUAACAUCUUUUGGAGGCAACAAUACUAAUCACUCUAAAAACUGUGGAUCAGUAAAGUGGCCUGGAGUGUAUGCCUUACUUUCAAAAGAAAAAAUAGAAUGGAUCAACAAAGUGAUGAAGUCUCUUAAAAUUGAAUAA
Messenger RNA from Cyprinodon variegatus (sheepshead minnow), 720 nucleotides. Its product is annotated as granzyme A-like. The record is from RefSeq and is a predicted model, not a curated record. The coding region runs from base 16 to 720 and encodes 234 amino acids. The transcript has 4 exons. NCBI's taxonomy places the organism in Eukaryota, Metazoa, Chordata, Actinopteri, Cyprinodontiformes, Cyprinodontidae. Gene Ontology annotation, molecular function: serine-type endopeptidase activity. Gene Ontology annotation, biological process: proteolysis.